This is a messenger RNA of Chlamydomonas reinhardtii, 546 nucleotides long. RefSeq lists its product as uncharacterized. NCBI's taxonomy places the organism in Eukaryota, Viridiplantae, Chlorophyta, Chlorophyceae, Chlamydomonadales, Chlamydomonadaceae. The record is from RefSeq and is a predicted model, not a curated record. The transcript has a single exon. Gene Ontology annotation, cellular component: nucleosome. The coding region runs from base 117 to 524 and encodes 135 amino acids. Gene Ontology annotation, molecular function: DNA binding; protein heterodimerization activity; structural constituent of chromatin.
GUUGACUACACCGCCUCAGCUGUGCCAUUCCGGCGCCCAUGCAUCGGUCGCCCGCCAUAUAAAAAGCUUGUGCAGCCACCGCAUGCCCAUACCUCGUCGUAAAUAUUUCAACAGAAAUGGCCCGCACCAAGCAGACUGCCCGCAAGUCGACUGGCGGCAAGGCGCCCCGCAAGCAGCUGGCCACCAAGGCCGCUCGCAAGACCCCCGCCACCGGCGGUGUGAAGAAGCCCCAUCGCUACCGCCCCGGUACCGUGGCGCUGCGCGAGAUCCGCAAGUACCAGAAGUCGACUGAGCUGCUGAUCCGCAAGCUGCCAUUCCAGCGCCUGGUGCGUGAGAUCGCCCAGGACUUCAAGACCGACCUGCGCUUCCAGAGCCAGGCCGUGCUGGCGCUGCAGGAGGCCGCCGAGGCCUACCUGGUGGGCCUGUUCGAGGACACCAACCUGUGCGCCAUCCACGCCAAGCGUGUGACCAUCAUGCCCAAGGACAUCCAGCUGGCCCGCCGCAUCCGUGGCGAGCGCGCGUAAGCGUCCUGCCGCCUGGUCUAUC